AUGGACCUUGGAGGACGAGGACAGGACAUGCAGAUGGUUGGCGACAAGGAUGCAAAAGUGCGCGAAAGUGCACUCAUAGUGAUUGGUCAUCCUACCACCCUCCGGAAGCUGACAAAAGAUUGUGCCGAUGCAGAGCUCACAGAUAGCCCAGAAUCAGAGGAAGAUCAGACCAAUGAAGACUGGGAAAGCGAUCUUCAACCUUGCGAGGGCAACAGUGAGAGGGAGAGAUGCGAUGAUGAUGGAGGAGAGGAGGUACAAGAAGAUGUAGAUGAUGAUCAAGAAGACUUCGAACAGGAUGACAACUUGGAAGAGUCAAGUGUAAAUGAUCCAGAUGACAUCCCAGAUGACGUCCCAGAUGAGGACAAUGACCACAUUCGAGCUGCAUCAGUGCAUCAUUAUCAUCAUGUUCCUCAGACGGUUUAUCCUUCAAAUUCAAAUUUCAUGUCAGUCCAGAUGGCUUAUGUGGCUGCAAUGGCCAUUUUGCAAGGGACUGAAUGCAAGAUUAUACUCAUUGCUGCACCAGUACCCGAGCUCACAGACCCAGCAACUCCCAAAUCCCUAGAACCAGCAGACACAGCUGUCCCAGGAGGCUGGACAGCAGCUUCUAGGCUGGUGCCCGCUGACACAGACACAUCUAAGACAUGCUCUAGUAUGCUGGAUCCAUAUGUGUGUGGUGUAUCUUUCAUUCUGUACGGCGUGAGGCAUCCAUGA
Suillus subaureus is the source of this 711-nucleotide messenger RNA. RefSeq lists its product as uncharacterized. Bases 1 to 711 code for a protein of 236 amino acids. The transcript is spliced from 6 exons. NCBI's taxonomy places the organism in Eukaryota, Fungi, Basidiomycota, Agaricomycetes, Boletales, Suillaceae. The record is from RefSeq and is a predicted model, not a curated record.